Molecule: messenger RNA, 2585 nt
Organism: Echinops telfairi (small Madagascar hedgehog)
Lineage: Eukaryota; Metazoa; Chordata; Mammalia; Afrosoricida; Tenrecidae
Gene: HAVCR1
Product: hepatitis A virus cellular receptor 1
Exons: 8
Coding region: 65-868 (267 amino acids)
Biological process (GO): positive regulation of mast cell activation; phagocytosis, engulfment
Cellular component (GO): cell surface
Molecular function (GO): virus receptor activity; phosphatidylserine binding
Source: RefSeq, a predicted model, not a curated record
AUUUAGGUUCACUUACUGCCUCCAAGCCUCAGCUUCUUCCUGUGAGAAAGAGGCUGAUCUCGUGAUGCAUCCUCAGGUAGCUAUUUCAAGUCUCAUACUGCUCCUAGCAGAUGCUGUAGCUUCUUACCCAAAAGUGAGUGGAUUCGUGGGUCAGCCAGUCACAAUACCAUGCACGUACUCGGGAGAGCUCACGUCCACGUGCUGGGGCCGAGGGGCAUGCCCUUCUUCUAAGUGCUCUGAUGUAAUCAUCUGGACUCACGGAUCCAGUGUCACCUAUCGGAAGGAGAGUCGUUAUAUGCUAAAUGGAUCCCUUUGGGAGAGAAAUGUGUCUUUGACUAUAGGGAAUGCAGUCGAGGCAGACAGUGGUCUGUAUUGUUGUCGGAUUGAGCACAGAGGCUGGUUUAAUGAUGAGAAACAUACAAUCUCUCUGGAGGUUAUAGCAGUUCCAAUAGUGACUUCACCUUCUCCAACGCAAACAGCAAUAACCCAGCCUAAGACAGCACAGCAAACUGAGGCACAAGCCACCAGCCUGCCAUGGUCCUCUUGUUCAACAGCAGAUGGGAAUGGUACCGUGACACAGUCUUCAGAUGGCUUUUGGCAUAACAAUCAAACUGAAGUGUCCCUGGUACAAGAGACACAGAGGACUGCUGCUAAGGAAGUCUACAUUGGAAUCGGGAUUUUUGCUGCAGUGCUGCUCUGUCUUUUGGUUGUCUUGAUUAUCCGAAAGCAGUUCUACAUGAGAAACAAGCUGCAACAACUAAGAGUGGUCACAUUUAACGCCCCUCAGAGCGGAGUGUUGCAGAACGCAGCAGGCCGAGCAGAGGACAAUGUCUACAUUAUCGAAGAGAAUCUUUACGUCAUGGAUUGAGACCGAUUGGCCCUCCAGGGCUUUAUCCCCUGAAGACUGCAGAAGACACCGAUCCAGGGUCAGACUUCGAAAUUCCAGAACCAUUUUUCUGUGUCAUUUCCUCCCAGCAUCCAACAUGUCAGUGACAUUGAGUUGCGUGACUCUCCAGCUUUAAUCUGUGUGCAAUCAUCCCCAGUGGUGCUAUCAUAACCCCCUCUGUUAACCCUGAACUGGCUCAAACAUUCUGACGAGAUCAGGAGCUCUUUCUUAAACACAAAAUUUUAGAACCGGAUAUUUAAAAACAAAACAAAACAAAAGAACACUGCAUAGAGCCAGACUGCUUCACAGGAUUUCCAAGCCUGGGCAUCUUUAUGGGCGCAGAAAUGCCAUGCCUCCACAUCCUUUUUUCCUGUCCUUCAGCUGGUUGCUUCAAACUGUUGAGUUAGUCACUAAUUUCAGCCUUCCAGCUCGAGUAAAUCCUGGGGACGGAGCUCAGAACCUGGAAGUUUAGGAGGGUAGGGUGCUUGCUCUCCGAGACAACAUGUUCUGUGUUAUUCUGCAGGGUUCAAGCAAAUGGAUGGCCCCUCUGUGAAUAAAGGCCAUAUGGGAAAUAGGCUGGGGAACACUGUAUACUACAUUUCCUGACAGUGUUAGCCUGAUCUUCCUCCACCCAGAUUUACUCUCCAGUAUCUUCUGUCUUUAGCCAGUAGGCAUACAGCUAGAGAUUUGAAAUGAAAACGCAGAUGUGUGGCUUCUCUGAGCAGACCCUCUACACAGCACACGGGGCUGUCCUGGACCUCCGCACUCACGUUUGCGCCACACCUGCUGUGUGGGGUUCCUGCUCUGGUCUCCACCCACCUCCUGGGGAUUUCAAGUGCAUGUUACAGGCUUGAGGAACCUUCGUUGAGUCUAAAAUUCCCCAAACUCGUUAGCGUAGAUGCCUCAUUCAGAGCACACCCCACUGGAGCACAGGGUCAACGGCUGGCAGAUGUGUUUCUGCAACAGCAGCAUACACCAGGAAACAUCAGGGCUCAUUGCUUGGGCUUUUUUUUAAGCCUAAAAUUUCCCAUCUCGUAAAAACGAUCAUUUCCACCAUUACCACUAUACUUUGUAUGAUGGUAAAUUUUAACGAGAUGGUUCUUGGUGAAAUUCUUUGAAAAGUACACACUACAAAAAUGAAAGGUUGUUUUUGUUUGUUUCUUGUCCCCCACCCAGCAGAACUUAAUAGCCAACCGACCAUUACUGCACAGUCAAUACUUUCAAUGGGGCUGCAUUCAAGUCUCUAGGCUAUAUUGAACCUCUUGGUUUUAAUAAUAUUUCUUAUUUUGAAAAACACAAUGCUUGGUUAUUUGGCUUCAUGCGAUUGCUGCUGGAUUGAGAUGUACAGAUUUGUCAAUAGUUGCAAAGCAGGAAUGGAUAAGAGGGGAGCCGAGGGAGCAUUUGGUUAAGGACACGAAACUCUUGUCUGUAAAUAUAUCAGUCUUGUAAAAUGUCUAGAAUAUUUUUGUUUUUGGUACUUCGAAACACAAUUGAGAUUCUAUUAUCUACAAUCUGUCUGGGGCCACUAGGGCACUGGUGUAAUUCAGACUGCAUAUUUAAAAUUAAGCAAUUUUGCACAGCUUAGAGAAACAACAGAACUGAUCUUUCACUGGUGGCGUGAGAGCUUGAGGAGUACUUAGUGCCUGCCUCGUUUCAUUUGUAUGUGCACUCAGCAAUAAAAGAAUUUUCAGUUUGAAAA